AUAUGGCCGCCACUUUCGUGCCUCGUCUGCAUCUGUGGAGAUACUGCUACUGGCCCCUAGGAGAGUAUGUUGUCGCUGUGAACAAAGUAGCAAAACUCGACCUCGGCUUCGUUUCACCCUUGUGGCUCGGUGCAUGAUCGUCGACAUCGCUUGGUGCUCGAGAAGAUCAGCUAAUAAAUAUGACUUUGAGAGUUCUUGGAGAGCGGCUAAUAUGUUGAACAUGAAAGUGAGUUGAGAGAUGCUGAGAGUGACGCAGUGAGUCUGCUUGGACGAGAGAAGUGUCUCAGCAUCGGUCAAUGUUCUGCCCGAAUUUACAGCCAACAUUCCUAUCCCAAUUAGAGACGUUCCCCUUGAUGUCCCCUCUACCUUGCUCGUGGACCUCACAUAAAUAUACCCAGACGAGAGUUGACUUGUUUUCAAUUCAACCACAUCGACUAAGGAAGAGAUAUGAGUGUUUGAUUCCUGAAGUAGAGCGAUUCCCAGCGAACGUCGAUUGAGCUCUUUCGUGUUCCUUCUGAGAAUGUCGUAGAGAGUUAUUUGUUUUGCGCACAGCAUGAGCAUCAAUAGGUUUAGGAAUAUAUCGAAUGAAUUACUCCUAUAUCGCAUGAGUCGUUGAUAUUUUUGAUGGUCAAUUGAAGAAGAAAUAUACCAGUGACUCCAAGGUGUAGUGAAUAUAAUUAGAAUAUCAACUUCAUCUAGGAAAGUGCAUUUUGUGAGUAGGGGCUGCGGAUGCUAGUUCUUGUAGUAGUAAGGUCUACAUAAAAAUUCUUGUUAGUAGUUCGAGAUAUGAAAUCAAUGUGGAGCAGAAUGAUAUUCUCAAGAGAUUCGUUAAAGAAUGGGUGAGGGUGAGGAGACACUCGCGAGCAUCUAGAAGCUGCGCGACGGCCUCGGCUGCCGAGUCUUACUUUCAGCACGUGCCGACAGGUAAGAUCGAAAAAUUGGCACUGGCAUACUGCACUCAGGAAAGGACUUCUCAGCAGUAGCUUGCAAGUAGAGUAGUACACACGAGAAGGUACAUCUAGUAUCAAGAAGUUACAUGUUGGCAGACAAGACGUCACAAUAAGUAGCAGUAGUAGACCAACGUUUAUUCAGGAAGUAGAAUUACUGACGGAGGUCCUUCAUUACCGAUCACUUCGGUAGUAGCUGUCGGCAUAACGAGCAAGAGGCGUUUGAUUCUCGGUCCGACUACCAAGCUUGGCAGACAAAAACUCUUGGCCGGAAGCACAGCGAAGUAGAAGAAUAUCUUCAGCCGAGGUCGACAGCCUCCUAGUCCACUUCUGCUAUUCAUUUCGACUGAGGAAGUCGAAGUAAACACUAGUGCUGCCAGCAGUUCUUAGUAGAUUUGGUUGAAUAACCUAAACCUUGUGCUUCUGUAUCUGUAAUCUUUUCAAGCCCCUGACUCGUCAAGAUGUUGGAGUUCAAGCCGAGGACGCACUCCGAUCCGGACUUGCCGCAGCUGCUUCCGCUGCCGGUGAGGCCGCACUCGUCAUAUCAGGCAAAAUUACAGUUCAAAGAUCAAGCGCAAUUCGAGGAGAGAAUUGUGCAUGCUAUGGCACAAAAGCUCGGAAUCGAUCUGAUCAAGGUACUUAAAAACACCUGGAAAUUGAACUGGAAACACUGCAGCUCGCUAGGCAGGACAUUCAGUGAUUACUCAGACGGGGAAGUAGUUAGACAACCAUCCCACACGCCGCACGACUCUACUUUAUUUUGUGGCUUGUCCAUACUUCAGAACUCAUAUUAAUGAUGAUGAUCGUUUUUCUAUCAUUCAGCACGCAAAUACAUUGUAGUCUUCAAUUAUGAACAAACCAAAACUAGGAAGGAGAGCUUCGAUGGGUCGUGCGAGAUUGCCUUUUGGCAUUGAAGGAGGAGGGUUGGACAUGCCAGUUGAAGGGGGCCACAGAUUUAGCAUAUCUGCAUACAGCUACGGAGGAAUCAAGAAGUUUUCAUCCCGCGGUGGAGAUGCAUAGGCAACUUGCCGAGAGGCUUAUUCUUCAUAAAACACAUCUCUCGGGAAAAAAAACCGAUAGAUUUUGGCGUGUGCAGCAGGCUGUGUACGAGGCGAUCAUGGGAGAGAGGGACGUUAGAGGGGUACAUCAUGCUAAGUAGCCCAAACAAAACUAACCUACUUACUAUUUACUUUCCUCCUAAGUGCUUGAUUAUGAGGCUGCCGGCGGCAACGAAAACCAAGUGAGUAUUCAUGUAUGUUUAUCCAUGUCGAAGUGUGUUCUUUUUUGCAUAUUUAUUCUGACACUAGUACAACAGGCGGCUAUCCAGAUUUUUUCAUGAUAUACAGGUCACAAAUCCGAAUUUGAUGGAAGACGUGAUUCAGUGUCUGGGUAUUGACGUCCAGGACGAGCCUUACUUAAUAAGGAGAGUGAAAAACGCAGUUGAGGAUAGCUACUUUCGGAUGAAGCAUGAGGGAGCACGGUUUAUCACCAUAGACAACGUGAUAAACGUGCAGACACUAAUCGUGCAACUGGAACUCGAUAGAGUCAAGUUUCUUAGAAAAAUAUCGCCGUCGGGCCUACUCUACUGCAUCGAAUGCGAGACGGCUCUAGCUGACGUAAUUCCUAUAGAUACAUAGAAUUUUUGUACAUAUUUCUUGUGAUGAUGCACCACGAACAGGUUUAGGGUGUCAAAUUUGAUUGAUAUGGCUGCACUAGAUUGUGAGUUUGUUCUCAGAAUGAUCUGUUGCAAUUAUGUCAGCACCGCAUCAUGGUACCUAUAAUACUUUCAUAACACUUGUUGCCUGCUUCUCCGAGAUUUCUCCUUCUAUGUACCCACUUCAGGUUGCCUGCGCCGCUUGCCAUGAUGUGUUUUGCAACAAUUGCAUGGUAGCGACGCACUCAACAGGGCAUCGUAUGGAUCAUCCAGCGGUGUUUAUCGAGCAAUGUGUCUGCUCAGAAUGCGAGCAACGUGCUGCCCUAGUCCGGUGUCAAGACUGCGUAGAUCUCUUCUGCUACGACUGCUUCAAAAACACACACCGGUACGGUAAACGAAGCAAGCACUGCGUUAGAAUACCAUACACGACCUUCUGCUACGAGUGCGACGAAAAAGAAGCACAGUAAUGAAUACUUAUGUACAACUAUUUUGAUUUUUUAGCAUUAUUCAUGUAUGUGUCUGUUUCGUCUCUGAAUGAAAUAUUGUUCUUUGUACCUGGCGAGGUCACGGAAAAACUGCAGCGGGGAACUACAAUGUAGCUAGGGACACAUUCUCAGCUCUUGUGUUUUCACACUGGUUUCUUCAUACUGAGAAUUCAGUUCAAAUCAAAAUGAAUCUCAAACUCAACUUCAGCUACAUCUGCAUGGAGUGCGAGGAUAUGCUGUGUUUGACGUGCAAUACGCGUAUGCAUUCAAAGGGCGCGAGACAGAAUCACUCGCUCUACGGCUUACGCAAAGCUGCCUAUAGUAAAAAGCUCUUCGCAAAUAACCUGGACCGGGUUAUGAUGAUAGUGCAGAAAGACCGAGACAUGGCUCUGCCUUUGAGCCCAUGGUUCAUAUUCUACGAUGAGGCGAAGGCACCCUAUUGGUACCUAAGUACUUCUAGGAUGAGUUUAUACUAUUUAUACCUACAUAUUUCCACUAUACACCAACUCGCUGAAGAAGUUUCAACUUUGUUUCAUAUGGUCAUGGAAAACUAAUUUGCUACCACUGGUAUCUUUACUUCCCAAACAGGUAUAACUUCCAGACCAGAGAGCGAGUACGGGCGAACCCGUCGAACUUGAUAGAUCCACCAGAGAGCACGGAUCCAGCGACAGCGUCGGCUGAUCAGCAGACCGAUAUGAAGCUGCCAGGUGCGACAGACUUGCUGUCGACGCAUAGCGCCAUCAAAGCCUCUGAAGGGGCGAUAUUCGACGUGCCACCGCCACUACACAUCAAAUUCGCGUCGCCGUCCGUGGUGCAACCCAACAAAUUCCAGAACACCGCAGUGGAAGAAUUCAAAUACGAAAUUCAAAGGAGUAUGGGUGGACUCUAGAAGUAGUGGGUUUGGUGAUAAAACGUCUUUGUUGUUACAAUUACUACAUCUUCUUCUUCCACCACUAGUCAUGGUGCAGCAACUGCAGGCAAGAACAACAAAACGUUUUCCCGUGGAGGCGGAAACUGUCGUUGGGCGAGCUGCCUCUACUUCAUUUCCGGCGGUGAUAUAGAAGUAGAUGAAGAUAGCGAUAAUGAUUUGUAGUCGGAUCAUCAUCAUCUGCACCAGUGCUCUGCAGCAAAAACAAAGACAUUGAAAUUAAGUUUAGCACAUCAAUUCUGAUUGGUAGGUGCAUCUUAAAGCUGAAGGUGUACCCAUCAUUCUAGUUGAUGCUGCAUUAUGCCUACGUGGAAUGGAAUAGCUACCGCAACCAAUUCUAAAUCGUUUGAGAUACUUAAGUGAUUUAUCCAUUUUAUACUAUCCUUAAUUCACAACGUUCGAAACUUAGUGAAGAUUCUAUAUCAUGAUAUCUGUCGUAGGCGUUAGUUAGCGUUCUCGUACUAGAUCGAAGAUUACCGUAUCGCUUCAGCAAUGAAUUUGUUAGAUUGUGUGUUGGAAGAUGAUUCGCAGAUAGGAGGGGAACCAUGCUGGUCUGUACCCGGCUCUCGUGAUGGGGUGUGCUGUGAGUCUUUACUUGUUAUGCAAUUUGGCAAGGGUCGAAAUCGCUAAUGUAAAUGUCAAUGCGAUGCAGACCAGCGUGGUUGCUUCGUAGGGGAAGGUAUAGGUCCUAUCCUCUAUUCCACUGACAUUGUAAUUUGAGAAUAUACUAAAAGCUGAUGAUCUAUCACAAAAAGAAUGUAGUUAGUUGUACUUAGCAACGAAAAUCAUUUCCAAUUCCAUACAAGAGAAACUUGACGGUACUGCUGUUUUCCUAAUAGAUUCGUAAUGGAGGUCUCCCUCGCAUGCAGCUCUUGUGGCGGUGUAUGCAUGCUGUAUGCUAUGAUCGUCGGUGCUUUUAUCCACUAUGAAGUUGAUUAAAGAUGAACAGUGCAUGAUAUGUCAGCAACGAAAUACAAUGAACUAGUGAACUAGAAUUGGAGGAAUUCAUUUUCUACGCUAGCAAAGAGAUAAUGAAGCUGCACUUGGUGGAGAUUGAUUCUAUAGCCGACGUACAUCCAAAAAAUGAAUGCUGAUUAGAAAAAACGUGACUAUAAAAGUUGGCUGACGAACAAGAGAUACUCAUGAUCUACAAGAAGCUGCGCCGAUUGCAGUACUGGAGUCAAGCGAAGACAGAGG
This is a messenger RNA of Amoebophrya sp. A25, 5211 nucleotides long. NCBI's taxonomy places the organism in Eukaryota, Dinophyceae, Syndiniales, Amoebophryaceae. The record is from the annotation of a GenBank genome assembly.